ACCAAUUAUUACCAUGUCAUGUCAUUUAACGUUAAGUAGUUUAUAGAUUUACAAAUCAAAUCAAUUGAUGAUUGAACAAAAUUAACAAUUGAUAAGUAAAUCCAAAAACGGCAACCGCGGGUAUCGAGCUGGCCUGAAUUGUGCCUGAUUAUAAAGCAACGGCAUAUCGAAGGAAAGUAUUAGUUCUACUUUUAAAUAUUUUGUGGGCUUUGAGAUGGGUUCACAUAAAGAAAAUAAAAAACACAGAAAAGAAUCUAGCUCUUCUGAAAGCGAAUCCUCCUCAUCUGAAGAGGAAAGAACCAGUAAGAGAAAAUGUUCCAAAAGGUUUAAACAGUCUAGUUCUGAAGAAAGUGAUGAGACUGAAAAGAGAAGUCAUAAGUCAAGCUGUCAGAUAAGAAAAUCCAAGAAUGAAGUUUUGGAAAGAACCCGUCACAGAGAAAAGAUUCAUUCUGAAGAGUUACGAGGUAAGUACAUAGAAAGAAAAGAAGUUACGGAUGAUGUCAGAAAUAGGAGUAGAUCUAGGGAUAGAGAUGGUACAAGACAACGAAGGGGAGAUUACCACAAACAUGAAGAUAGAGAAAGGAAGAGUAAUAACAAAAGAGACAAACACAGUGAAACAAGAGAGAGAAAUGAUGAUAACAGAAGUAAAAGAGAGUAUAAUAGAGAAAAACAUGAAGAUAGAUAUAAAAAUAAAGAAUUUGCUGAUAGGAGGAAUGAUAAAUGGAGUAAUGAGAACUACAGAAGAGAACCAGAUGGAAGAAAUGGAAGGAAUGAAAAAAGGAGACGAAGAAGUGGAUCUUAUGAUCAUGCCAAUGCCAAAUGGGGUAAAGAUGAUGACAAUGUCAAAUCUGAGAAAAGUGAUAAUGAGAAGAAGGAUAAGGAAAAGCCAAACUUUGGCCUUUCUGGCAAGUUGACUGAAGAAAGGAAUACUUUUCGAGGAGUUGUCAUCAAAUACAGUGAGCCCCCAGAAGCAAGGAAGCCAAGAAGGAGGUGGCGACUCUAUCCCUUUAAAGGAGAAAAAGCUUUGCAGACUCUGUACAUACACAGGGAAAGUGCUUAUCUCAUAGGCAGAGAAAGAAAAGUUGUCGAUCUACCUGUUGAUCAUCCAUCUUGCUCAAAACAACAUGCAGCACUUCAGUACAGACUAGUACCAUUCACUAGGGAAGACGGGUCAGUAGGAAAACGGGUUCGUCCUUAUCUUAUCGAUCUCGAGUCCGCUAAUGGAACCUUCAUCAACAAUAAAAAAAUAGAACCCAAAAGAUAUGUGGAGUUAUUCGAGAGGGAUGUUGUAAAAUUUGGAUUCAGCUCGCGAGAGUAUGUUUUGCUGCAUGAAAACAGCAAAGAUGAAGCCAUGGAUGAUGAUGUUAAACAAGAGGAGGAGGAGGAGGAAGUCAAGGUGAAGAUAGAGCAGAAAGAGUAAUGUGUACAUUAUUAGAGUUUAGUUUUUUAUUGUCAAAUAGUUAUGAUUAAUAAAUUAAUUUAAGCAAU
Molecule: messenger RNA, 1488 nt
Organism: Leptinotarsa decemlineata (Colorado potato beetle)
Lineage: Eukaryota; Metazoa; Arthropoda; Insecta; Coleoptera; Chrysomelidae
Molecular function (GO): protein binding
Source: RefSeq, a predicted model, not a curated record